GAUCGAAGCGGCGCGGGUGUAGAUAGUUAUUUAUACAUAUAUGUGUGUAUGUGUACAAAGCGCCGAGGUAAAACAACGGACAAAAUGGAAUAGUGCAAAAAAAUUUCUGAUACUGAAUCACAAUCGAAAUCAGAAAGCUAAAGCUGUGGCUGCGACUGCGACUGAAAUUGACGGCGCAGCGUGUCAGCUGUGAAAGUGGCAAGGGCGGCAAUGGCAAUUGGCGUAUGAAAUCGCUUUUGUGUGCGUUGAGAGCGAAGUGCGCGCUCGUGUGUGUUUGUGCGUUGGUAUGUGCGCGGCAAAUAUUGUGAGACGCAACAUAAUAGAGAUAAAAGCGAAGCAAAGCCAAAUGUAAUGAAAACAAAAAUACAAAGCGUAUAAAAAGUGAAAGAAAAAAGAAAAUCAGAAUAGCGAGAAGAAAGUGCAGAGCAAAAAAAAAAACUACAAAAGUGGUAAAGGAAGUGUGCGCGCGAAUGUGUGCGUAAGAAAGUGGAAAGGCGCUGAUGUAUAGUGGCAAAGCGCGAGAGGCAAGGGAGAUAAAGUAGAGGAAAAUUAACUUCCUGCGUGUGAAGGAUACGCCACACUAACGACAAGCUUGAGCGCUAGUCGGUUUUUAUACGCGCUGUGGCAGGCGCGGUGUAGAGUAGGCGCAGGGCUAUGCGCAAACUAAAGCAAAAUGCAAAAAAUUUGCUAAACUAUAACUAGUGCUUUUGUGGCGUCAAACGCGCGCGGUGAAACGGUAGACCGCAUUGCUACGCGCAAGCAAAGUACAGGUAUUUAAUGCAAGCGCGUGCAUAUUGUAAGGCAUAAAAAUGUGUUUCAAACGCUCUAAAUAAUUGUGGCAACACAAAGCGUGUGCGCGUUUAAGUAGAAAAUUAAUUUUACUGCAAGUUGUGCGGUGACGCCACGCGCGCUUAUAGGAUUACACAGUGCGCGUAAGUUUUUUGUACACAAAUUGUUUUUAUUAAGACGCCAAAGUGACGCGCACAAAACGGAAAGCGUUGCCGAAAGCAACAAAACCGGCGAAAGCGCAGCUGGUCACACAUGCGGCGACAUUGCGUAGCGCAACGCAACGCAGCGCUGCAGAUGCUGCCGCCAACGAGGUGUCCAAAGGGAACGCGACCGACUUCAGCGCGUUCGACUUCAAUGACAGCUCCGACAAUUCGGAUAUACAGGCGCGCCCGCCAUCCUACCUCAGUCGCACGAAUCUGCUUAACAAUAUAGGCAGUGGCGGCGGCGGCGGCAGCGGCGGUAACAACAGCAAUGGCAACAAUACCAGCAACAGUAUUAGCAGCUGUAACAGUAACAACAACAACAACAACAGUAGAUUAAAUAAUAGUAGUAAUUUAGUGAACAACAACAACAAUAAUGCAAAUUGUCGCGAAGUGGACGCAGCGAGUAAUGCAGGCGCGCGCAGUGGGAGGAGUGGCGCUGAAAUGCAUGGCGUCAACGGCGACGCGAUGGAACAGGAUGAACAGGAGGAGCCAGGUGCUGGCGGAGUUGUUGGUGGCGAUGAUGUUGGUGAAGAGGACGACGGCGAUGAUGAGGAGGAAGAAAUCAAUGAGGCUGAAAACACAGAGCAGCGUGAGCACCGAACACGCAUGAAAACGGAGGAGGAAUGCGGCGGCGACGAGGACGACGACGACGAUGAUGACGAGGAGGAGGACGAGGCGGACGAUGACGCGCAUAAUGCAGCGUUCAAUGUCACCGCGCAACAAUUGCGCGCUGUCACCGAUGCCCUGGCUAGUGUGACCGGUGACAAUGACAGGUUUCUCGAGACACCAAACGCGUCCAUUGCCGCCACGGAUACAAACGCUGGCGCGGCCGUUAGCGCGUGCAAUAUUAGCAAUGGAAAAGCUGGUGAUGACAAUAUCAUCACCAAUAACAACAACAGUAGUAGUAACCACAGCCACAGCAAUAUUGCGCUACAAAGAAACAACAACAACAACAACAACACAAACAAUGAUGACAAUAGCAACGCCAGCAGUGACGAUGAUGAUGGCGAGGAGGACGAUGACGACGAUAUGGUCUGUCAUGGCAUGCGCGCACUCGAUGGCAUGGGUGUGGGCGACGCACAUCGCGCGGCAGUUAAUACGCACAACAGCAGCAACAAUAACAGUAGUCACCAUAACAGCAAUAGCGCUGCCGAUGCAUUGCUGAUGGCAGCGAUUGCCAAUGCAAGCACCAAUGGCACAACCAACAGCAAUGGUGGCGCUGCGGGCGCACACAACAACGCGCUGACUACAGAGUCACACAACCAAUGUGCGGCGCAGCAAGGGGGUGCCACCGGCGUUAGUGCGCUUUUCGAGGGCGCUUUAGGCGCCAGCAGCGGCAACAAUUGCAAUGAAUUGGCGCGCAGCAGCAGCGCCAGCUUGAGCAAUAAUAGCUCCUCCACGGCAGCGCUGGGUGGUGGUGGUGGCGGUGGCAGCGUUAUUGGCGCGGGUGAUGCGAAUAGCAUCGGCAUUGGUGGUGGCGCAGGCGGCGGUAAUGGCAGUAUUUGCGGUGGUGUUGUUGGUGGGGGCGGCAACGGUAUUGCGUCCGGCAUAGGUGGUGAGAGCAUGUGUGGCGGCGCGCCUAGCGAGGCCGGGAGCGCGGCUGGUACAACGGGUUCGGGUCAUAGUGAGCGUAAGAAGUAUCGUCAUCAAAAUUAUAGCAAGAAUAUUUAUAUCGGCACCAAGAAUGCGGAGAAAUGGGAGCACACACGCACGCGUCUGCAGUUCAAAAACGAUGUGGAGUUCGUGACGUACUUGUUGAAUUUGGCCGACAAUGAUACGGAGCGUUUGGCGAAUUUACCGCCACCUUCAGCGCCAACAACACCCACAAAGAGUUUCGCCAACAACUUCAAAUUGGAGCCCAACCUCAGCGUGAAGGAGUUCAGCAAAAGUCAAACGGAGAAUAGCAGCGAGGCACCAGCACCAGCGCCGACACGUAGGAAAUACAAAAAGCGCGUACAGUUCAGUGACGCGCUCAAUGGCUUCCCGAAAAUCAAAGACUUUUCGAAUUUUUCCGCCAAAGCCAAGAAACACGAUCAAAAAAUGAAGAAUGCCGCAAACACGAGCGGUGCAGGCAAUGAUACCUUGCCCGAAGUGUUAGACUGUCGCAUAGCAGAGAAGAUCAAGAGUGAGCUAGAAGAGAAGGGCGCUACGAAGGGACCAGCACAUCAAAACGCAUUGUGUCUGAAGAAACCGGGUGAAGCGGGAGAUGAAACCGAACAGCACAACCACAGCGAUGAAGACGAUGAUGAGGAAGCAGAAACAGAGACAACUGGCGCUGACAUUGCCAGCGCAGCUGCACUCGCGAGUGCUGCCAACGUCGCAGCCGCUAUAGGCGAUGUGGUAGAUGCCAAUAGUGGCGCCGGAGCAGGAGUAACAGCAACGCCCACACUGACUGCACCAACCGCAAUGGCCACCACCAGCAAUUUCCGUGCGCGUGUGAAAGGCAAACGUGGUCCCAAACCCGCAACGACGCUGCCGGUCAACAAUGCAUUCAGCAGUCUAGGCAACAGCCUGGCCGAUGAUGAAGAAGAUGAGCUCGACGGCGAGACGGACGGCGAUGAUGAGGAUGAGGAAAUGGACGAGGAAGCAUUGGCGCGUGAAAUGAAGAAUGAACAAAAUUUCGUUGAAGAGGAGGACGAACACGAUAUAGCCUUUCGUUCGCAGCAAUCGUGUCGCGAAUGCUCCAUCACGCAUGACUACAAAAUAUGUCCACUACGCACAGCUAUCGGUACCAUAACCGAUGCCGUCGACUUGUCGGAGUGGAUAGAACGUAAAAACUUAGAAGCUUUGGCUAAACUAAAACACGAUGCACAACGGCAGGCCAAACAGGAUCACGAUCCGGACGAUGAGGAUAUGGACGAAACUUCACAAAUGUCUGAGCUCGAAACGAAGCCGUUGAUAACGUUCGCCGAGGCAUCGGUACCAGCCGAAUUCGAGCUGCACAAUGUCGAACCGAAUGUGACGGGCGUGUUUGCGCGCACCGAAGUGCGCUCCCACACGAAACUCGGACCGCUCAUCGGACAACCGGUACAAAGCAGUGAUGUACGCGAAGGCAGCGAUAUGAAGUGGAUAUUCGAGAUCUGCGAAGCAGGCGCCGAUUUGUCACAACUAUUGGCCUGCGACAAUCCGAACACUUCCAAUUGGCUGCGUUACAUACGACCGGCGCCCAGUUACGAGGAGCGCAAUGUGAAUUUGGUGUCAAUUGAACGGCAAGCGUUCUUUGUCACCUGUCGCGAUGUGAAGAACGGCAUGGAAUUGCUCUACUGGAGCGACGACUGCAACACGAUGUGGCGCAAGAAGCACACCGAGAAAACGAAUUGUGGCGGCUGCAAUUUGCGCUUUGACCAUCCGCUCUACUAUCGCACGCAUUGCUCGAUUUUCCACGAUCCCUCGAUGAGUCUCACCAUACGCAAGUACCACUGCAAGGUGUGCGGCGAAGCGGUGCUCGGCAAGGACAACAUCAUGAAGCAUGCGGCCGAGAAGCACGAGGGCAAAGGCGCCUAUCAAUGCCAAUUUUGCAACAAGUUCUUCCUGCGACUCAACUACUUGGAAAUGCAUCGCACCUACGGCUGUGCAGCCAAUCCGAAUCGUGCGCGACCACUUUGCGAUUUCUGCGGUCGCAAAUUUUGCCAACCGCAAAAGCUCAAGGCUCACAUCAAGCGCAUGCACAGUGGAUCACGUGCCGCGCUGCAGCGUCACUCCAAGGAGGUGCACAGUCGCAACUCGACGGUGGUCAGUUGUCCACGAUGUCAGAAGCUCUUCCAGAAUCGCAGUAAUUUGAAAAUCCACAUGCUCACACAUUCGGGCGUCCGACCAUUCAAAUGUUCGGAGCCCGAGUGCAAUGCCGCCUUCACCACGAAGCAAUGUCUGCAGUUCCACUACAAGAAGGUGCACAACUAUACACAGGAGCAAAUGCCUCGGAUUGAGCGUAGUGUCGCGUAUACCUUCGAUGCUUAUUCGGGUGGCAUGAAGGUAGACUUUUUGGAACAAGCGCCGCGGCGCCGACGUAAGAGUUUGGAAGAUCAAAACUCGCGCCUGAGCUCGAGCAUACAAAGCGACACUGAAUUCUCGGACGAUAAUAUCUUUGAAGCCAUCAAGAAAUCGGGCAAAUCAAUCAAAGAUCUGUGCCGUAAUGAGCCAAACCUCUCAUUACUCUCAUCUAAGAUCUCCAGCAUAUUCGGCGAAAAGGUUGUGGGUAGCCGGAAACGCAAGAAAAAGAAAGAACCACCAACACAAAAUAUGAAUUUGAUGGGUGCUGUCGCUGGCGGUGCUGGCGUCGGUGUGGGCAACGCCACUGAGGAGGAUGAUGAAGACGAGCAUAUGGAGCAGGUGCGUCGCAAGCAAGCCAAUGCGCAAUUGAGUCUUGUCGAAUCGUUUUUGACCACGACGGCACAACGUCUCACCGCACAGCAACAGGUCCAACAGGUGGUCGCCGCCGCAGCUGCUGUAUCAGCGAUGGCCGGUGCUGGAGCGGCAGCCGUGGCCGAGGAUCCCACCAAAAUGCACAUGAUGUCUGGUCUGAACAGCCAACAUCACGCGAUGGCUAUGAGUGGACAUGCCGUGGCAGGUAUGCUGAACGACGACGAUGACGAAGAGGACGACGAGGAUGAUAAUGGCACAGAUGAUGUACACGAUGGCGGGCAUGGUGAAACACAUGACGACAAUAACGGUUACCGCCAUCAUGCUGGCAUGAAUCCUUUGGGACAGAAUUUGGUUGUGAGCAAAGGCAGCAAAAAAUGGAUUAGCGGUGAUGAUCGUCAUCUGUCGCGCGAUUGUGUGAACACGGUGGAUCGCUGUGGCAUGGGUGGUGGCGGUGUUGGUGGUGGCGGUGUUGGAGUCGGCGUCGGCGUUGGCGUUGGCGGCGGUGUGGGUACAGAUGCAGCCGUCGCUGCAGCUAUGGGUGGUGCCGCGGCCGUGGCGGCUGCCUGCGGUAUGGCCGGCAAUGGUGGUGGUGUUGGGGUCGGUGUGAGCAAUGACAUGGGUAUGCCACCGUUCGCGGUGCCACCCAGCACGGUAGACGAUGCGAACAAAUUGAUUGGUCACAAUCGCGAUUUCUUGGCGCGUCUGAUGAACUCCGCUAGUGCCAGUCAUACGCAUCACAACAAUCGGGGCGAGGAGGAUGAGAAUUCUUCCUUCCUCGAUGUGGUCGAAUCCAACAAUAAUAAUAACAACCAAAUCGCGCAAUACCAUCACAACAGCGGCGGCGGUGGUGGCGGUGUGGUUGGAAAUGUUAGCGGCGGUGGACAUGUGGUCAAUACGGGCAAUGGCAAUACGAAUAAUAUGGUUGGCGCGGGUGCGAACAAUACACCGGGCCAUCAAGCGGAGGAGGCACAGUUACAAAUGAAUUCGUUGGCGCAUUCGCAAUCGUUUAUGAGUUCGUUUUACAACAAUGCAAAUGCAAGACUGAGCGGCGCAGGUGGCGCCUCGACAUCGGCGAGCAUGCUUGUAGAGGCGGCUUUGAAUUCCGUGGGCAAUAUGAUCGAUACGGAAAAUAAUGACAUGAAGGUGCCGAAUGAUGCGAACAUUAACACCGACAGUCCGAUGAGCGCUCAUCAUGUGGACAACGAAACGAAUCGCUUCAACACAGACACUGCCGCCAAUCACCAUUCCAUUAACAGCAUUGACAACCUGGAGAACGAGCUGAAGAUGAUGAAGAAUCUCAGUAGCUUCCCAAUGCAAAUUCCACCACUGCCAAUGUUCCCGAACUCAGGCAACGCUAUGACCUCUUGCAACAUAUCGCCAAACGCUUCGACACCGACAAAUCCUCAAAGCAACCAGAAUAAUAACGACGUCGAUGUGGAUGCCAGCUCCACGCCACGCCCACAGCAUUUAGGCGCCGGCGCUGCCGAUUCCGACGGUUUCUCCUCGGUACAUCAUCGCACACCGCCCACGCCGCAACCCAUCUCGCCCGGACGCGAUUACGGCAUGUUCAGCAAUGCGAAUGCUAACGGCGCUAAUGGCACACCUGGCGGUCCCGGCACAGCAGGCAGCAACAGCAGCGGCAAUAGCGCCAGUGGCAAUAGCAACAAUAACAUAUCAGCCUCCUCACCGUUGCCCACAAUGCAAGGGCACCGGCGGAAUGCUUCCAGUGUUGGCAGCGCAUAUCCGGAACAUGAGCUCAUAUCGCCCGCAUCAUCGCCGUCCAUACCACGCUACAAUUUCAAUGGCGAGAUGAUGCGACACAAGCGCGCGGAACAUGAGAAUGAGCGACGACAAGCGAUCGGGCAUAAUCCACAUCUAUCUAGCGACGAUGAGAACAGUAUUAUGCCACAAAAUAGGUACGUGCACUUGUCGAAAGCAAUCGAAUCACAAAUUGAUUUUCCAAACUCUCCCAGCAGCUCAGGGCAAGAUAUGCGCAUGAAAUUCUCACAGUCGCAAAUGGACCUAAUGUACACCAAGUACGAAAGUAUGGCGGCCAAUGCGGCAAAUCUCAAGUACAACAGCCAAGAGCUCGACUCGCCGGCCGAAUACCGCAGCACGAACAGCAAUACCGCCUCUGCGCCCACCGCCAACGAUCUGUCGGACUUGCAGGGUCUCGACAUGUCACGCUCCAGCGUCAGCGCUUCGAACUAUCACCACAACUUCCAGCUGCCUGGCAGCGCCAGCUCCAAUAUACCGGGUAUCGGUCGCUAUCAUCAUCACAUCUACGAUAUACUCUCCGAGCGUGAACAACAGACGCAACAAGCACAGACACAGCAGCAACAACAUCAUAGUUCAGCAGUAGCAGCCGCCGCUGCUGUGGCGGCUCAACAUCAACAACAGCAGGAACACUCCAGCCAAUUGGCUAUGCAACAACACCAAUCGGCCAUGCAUAAUAUGCUACCCGAUCAGCUGGGCGAGCAAGAUCACGAUCAGACCACUUCGGUAGACUUGAGUCGUACCGCCAACUAUGUGGUACCAUCACCACCACAGCUACCAUACAAUCACCCACAUCACGAUAUGCUGCGCAUGGCUUCGUUGGACUUAACGCCGAAUACCAACAUGUCGGUCGGCAAUAAUCGCUCCUUCCUCUCCUCACAGAUGCAGCAUCAAAGUCGUGAGAGUCUGGAACAUCAUCGUUUACUGUCUACGGUGGAGCAGCAUCGCAUAUUGGCCGCAUCCAAUGUGGCGGCUGAUCAGCAUCGCUUACUAGUCGAUCCCACCGCUCACCUGCUGAUGGAGCAAAAUAAUCGACUCUUGGGCACCGAUCAGUCACGCCUACUCGGCGAGUCGGCGCAAAAUAGACACAUGGCGCGUAGUUUUGGCGCCUACCAUCAGGUCGCGUCGGGCAAUUAUCAUCCGGGUGUGCGUCCACCAGUACUGCCAUCGGCUAAUCAUCAUGCUUCCAAUCCAUCAAACUAUCAUCCCUUCCCGGCUUAUUAUUAAAAGUGAGUGUAAUGUCAAAAUGCUCGAUUGAAGUGUUGAAUGUUUUGCAGAGGUGCGAACAGGUGCUUUUAAUAGGGUUUCCAGAAUUUAGUUUCGAUUUUUAAGAUGGAUAUUUUGAGCAUAGAUUUCCCAUGAAUAAAUAUACCUUUGUUUCUGACCGCAUUCACAUUAAUUUCCGAAGGCAUAGCUUCGCUGAAAUAGUAAAUGAUUAUUCGAAUUCCUUUGUCGGAUCUGUACCUUCAAAAACUUCGAUCUCUUUGUCAGCCAAAAGCUUCGAUCCACCUUCUUCUUGUCAGCAAUAUGUAUUGAAAGAGGUUCGGUUCGAUUUUUGAUCACUGAGAGAGUCUUGUUCAGUAGUAAUUCAGCGAGGGUUUAGUGCUUAUUAAGUAAAUAUUGAGAGCAAAAAAUCUUCAUAGACCCUCUCGAAGACUGCGAAGUGCGUUUCCUUGUAUUUCUGGAGUCAGCGAAUACUAGUUCUUAAUUCUAGUAAUAGUCUCAUUUUUGUAUAUACAUAUAUGUUUCAAGAAUUCAUGCACUCUUGAAUUGCUUUAAAAAAGAUAAGACUUUUGUAAUUAAUAUUCCACUUCUGAAUUUUGUACCACAAGACCGAUUUUGUGACACCCUACACUUCGUAUUGACACCACAUUUCUGUUAGAUGGUAUAUCAAAAGCACAUUUUUCGGCAACAAAGGAUAUGAUAUUGGUUUCGCCGCCUGUUGGCCUACUAAAUUUAAGAGUUCGUCGUCGUGAAGUCUUUGUAUAGUAGUAUUAAAGAAAGGUAGUAUCUUAUAUAUAGAAGAACAAAAUGAAAGUAUGUAAUAAGCUCUCAAUGGUUUUAGGCCGUGAAAAGUUUUUUGAGAGAUAGAAACUCGAAAUUCAUUUUUUGAAAAAGUAGUAGGUACUUAAAACUUGCUAAUUUAUGGUACUUAAAAAUAUUGAUGUAAAAAUAGUAAGGUAUGAAAAUAUAUGUAUGUAUAUAAACAGAAUUAAGAGUAAGUAGUUUAUACACUACUAAACCUAUGAUUUUUUAUUUCUUUUUUUCAUUCUUCUGUGUUAAUUGUGCAAUUUUUUUAGUGCAAAAAGAGAAAAUUACGAUUAUUUUCUGAAAAAAAAUGUUUCUUUUGGAAAAUUGAUACUAAUGAAGGAUUUGGAUAUCGUUCUUAUUGCGCUUACUUCUUGGAAAGUUGCUUUUUAUUAUGUAGAUUCACCCCAACCAUAUUUCACUGCUUUGAGAAGAAGUAAAAUACUCGCAAAAUUUAAGUUUAUUUCCAGAAUAGUCAAGUAACUUUUCUGACGCUGAAAAGGCUUCGUUGUGUUCUAUUUAUCGCCAAAAUUUUUAGCUUACAUUUAGGAUGUGAGCAAAGAAUGUACUUUCUUUCAUAAUAGAGCAUACAUUUUGGAUUACUUUUCACACUUUGUAGCAUACAUUUAGGGUGUAUUCGGGGAAAAAUAAGUAUUUUUAAAUUUUAUUAUCAAAUUGCUUAUUUCAAAGUGGAAUGGCCUUCUGUUAUCCUACUGAUGAUUAUACUUCGAAAUAUUUUUAAAAAAUAUAUAGCAUACAAUUAGGAUGAGUUGUGUGAAAAAUAAUAUUUUUUAAAACAUUUUGCAUGCAUUUAGGAUGGGUUGUAUGAAAAGAAAAAAAUUAAAUAGUAUAUUCAUAGAUUGACUUUUUUUGCUAUCUUCAAACUGGAACUACAUAUCUGCUAUUUUUCUACUUCGAAAUGUUUUUCAAAAUUUGUGGCAUAUAUUUCGGGAGUGUUCGGAGCAAAAAUAAAUAUUUAAAAGAAACUUUAGCAUACAUUUAGGAUGAGUUGUGCAAAAUUAAUUAUUCUUAGUUAAAGAGCAGUUUCUUCACAGUUAGAACUUUUUUGCUUUCUUCUAACUGGAAAUUCCUUUUAUUUUCUACUUCGAAAUAUUUUUCAAUUUUUUUUUAUUUUUAUAUUAGUAGCAUACAUUUAGGAUGACUUGUAUGAAAAGUAAAUAUUCUUACAAAAUUUGUUGCAUACUUUUAGGAUGUUCGUUUUGCACAUUAAAUUAUGUUUAGUUAAAGAGCACUUUAUUCUCCUUUGAACUUUUUCUUACCCUAACCUCAAAUUUUUUUCCAGACUUAACAGCAUAAAGUAUCAAAAAAGAUCACUACCCUUAAGUAAGUAACUGUAAAUGUAUGUAAUUGUGUCCAUUUAAAGCAGUUUAAAUCCCGCUAAAUGGCUUGAAGUAUAUACAUACAUAUGUGUUUUUAAGAAUAUGUAUUUAUUUACUACUUUAUUUACCCACGCAUAGUUAUGUAUUAGUGUACUACUUAUGUAUGUAUCGUAAUGUCUGUAAACAACUAAUAAAUGUGUUUGUUCCUUUCCCUGUGUGGUAUUAUUAUUAGAACUCUACUAUAAUUAAUGAAUUUCACAAUAAAAUAUUACAAAAACUAAUUUAUAUAUAUAAUAAUAAAAAAUAUAAACAAAAUAC
Bactrocera tryoni is the source of this 10816-nucleotide messenger RNA. RefSeq lists its product as uncharacterized. The transcript has 7 exons. Gene Ontology annotation, molecular function: RNA polymerase II cis-regulatory region sequence-specific DNA binding; DNA-binding transcription factor activity, RNA polymerase II-specific. Gene Ontology annotation, cellular component: nucleus. The record is from RefSeq and is a predicted model, not a curated record. The coding region runs from base 1434 to 8357 and encodes 2307 amino acids. NCBI's taxonomy places the organism in Eukaryota, Metazoa, Arthropoda, Insecta, Diptera, Tephritidae. Gene Ontology annotation, biological process: regulation of DNA-templated transcription.